AUUCACCCGCAACCUGCAGUUGCAGAAUCAAGGCACGAGAUAACUGGAGCUGCUGUUGGCAUCACUGGAAAUAGCAGCAAUGAGACAGCAAAUGAAGAACCAAGAGCUCAUUGCCACAGAAACCUAGCACUUGUUAUUGACCUACAACCAAGAGAAAAUCCUACAGUUCUGGAGUUAGGAGAACUAAGACAGCUGAGUAUCGGAAGCAUGGUUUGUUACGUUAUUUCAUUGUUUCUUACAACAUAAAAACAGCCCUCUUAAAAGAGGGUCGGAAUGAGGUUAACCGUUACCCGUCAAACGGCCUUGAAUUUAACCGUCAAAAAAGGUCACUUUUUUACCGUAAACCAUCAAACGCAGGUCAAAAUUAACCGUAAAAAAGUUUUAAGGUUCUUCAAAUCUCACUACAGUUGACUCUCGAUAACUUGAACCAUCAAGGGAAAUCGAAAACAGUUCGAGUUAUCGGGAGUUCGAAGCAACAUAACCAGAAGUAAGGAAAUAGAUGGGGGAGGAAUGUGUGAAACUGAGAAACAGCUUUUUCACUUAACCACCAGUGUGGAACCAGGUUUUGCCUUCACAAAAGGGUAAAUCGAUUGACGGGGAAAAACUCUAAAACUCUCUGAGAAAGGCCUUUUCCUGGGGACACUCGCUGGUUGCGGGAAGACACGGAAUCUCUUACGCCCGUUGAAUACCCUUGAGACAAUGAUUAUAAGUUUAAUCCAAGACUUUAGUGCGGGUACAGUCAAAACAUAACCAGCCAAAAUGUAACCAAGACUAGAUGCAAAGAGGAUAACCGAAGAAGCUCCUACAAAGCACUCGAAGCUAGAGAAGCGAUACAGAUUACAUCACGACUCAACGAGUCAAAUUACAAAGCACGACAAUCAUUUCUAAAAGGCUAUUGCUGGAAACCUUCUUAGAGGGUUGGUUUUGAAAAUCCAAAUGGUAAUUGAACAUUUGUCUGAAUCAUACGCGUGAUUUCAAAAUCGAACGAGCGCGCAGCGCGACUUCGAUAAAUCACAAGCUUUCUUAGACCAAAAUUGAUUACAGCUCCAUUUUGAAGACUUUAAAUACAAUUAUUUUAUUGAUCGAAUAAGUUUUGUUAAAAGUAAAUCAAAAAGCAGAUUCAUUUUGUAUUCGGAAACAGAAAUUUUAUAGAAGAAAAAUGGUGCAAAAAAUAAAUGAUGCGAUUUCUGAACAUUGAAUGACUUUUGGAACAGAUGCUUUAGAGCAAAAAAUGAGAAAGGAAAAAUCAACUAAACAACAAUCAGAUUCACUAGCCGGUGAUUUCAAAUUUAAUUAAUCAAUUAUGACUUGAGUUUACUCGAUUUAUCAACAGAUUGUUUACAGCUUAAAGAAUUUAAGACUAAAGAAUAAAAGAUUUCUACAUUGGCUUUUCACAUCUUCAUCAGCGAAAGCAAACAACCAAACCCUUUGAACAAUAAAUCCUCUCUUCACAAAUAUAAUUAUCGUGCACAAUUCGCUUUAGGGCGCAGUUGGGAAUAUACCGAUAUUUUUAAAAGGAAAAAGCAACAAAGGUUGAUUAUUAAAUCAGUACAGUGCUAAACAUUGUAUUUGAAUUGGACUGACAAAAAAGUAAAGAAGCUUAAAGACAAAGAAUACACGGUGGUUUUCAGAGAAAUUAAUGUUUUGGACUCCAGUUCACUACGUUUUUUCGAUUUGUCAAGCGCUUCAAACAUGGUUCGAGUUAUCGAGGGUAAGAGUGUAUAGAAAUUAUCUGAAGCCGAGGAAACAAAAUUUCUUCCAGUUAUUGAGGGUACGAGUUAUCGAGGGUUCGAGUUACCGAGGGUAAAUUUACCGUAAACGGUAUAAAGGAAUUCCAGGGAAAUAGAUUGGUUCGAGUUAGCGAGGGUUCGAGUUAUCGGGAGUCGACUGUAUUUCAGCUGAUCUUCACUGAAUUCUGGCUUCUGGACAAUAUCAAAGAAUCAGUGAUAUCUGGAAAACCAGUUCUCAUGUUCUCAAAAACACUCUCUCUAGGUCAGGCAUUACAAGUCUUACAAGACCCUCCAAUUUACUUAUAUCUGAAAAAAUUUCGAAAUUUUAUGAGUGAAAGGCCAAGACAACCUCCAAAACACAAAAGUCCAAGAUGUAUUUCUACAGAAGUUGAUAUUUACUUUCACUCUUGUACUAAAUGUACACUAAUAACCGUCAAUCGUCAAAAGCUUUGAAAUACAACCGUCAACAAUUGGAAAAAAUUAAUCGUCAACAAACCCAUUGAGAACCUCUCUUAACUUAAGUCGUGCUCUGCAAAUGCAGCCACUUGAAAUCUUAUCACUUCCCAACCGCCGAUUCGACGAUUCGACGCCGAUUCGCCGAUUCAACGACGAUCUUUAGCGCAACACAGCGUUGCAGUGUUGGAACAAUGUUGUUACUAUUCGAAACAAUGUUGCAACAAUGUUGCAAAGCUUUGUUGAGCUAAAAAUCGUCGUUGCGAAUCGUCUCGUGUAACAUCACCUUUAAAGCCCUAAACGCUAAGGACUUUGCUAAAGGCGCAACACAAUGUCGCAAUGUUGGAACAAUGUUGUGACCAUUCGAAACAAUGUCGUAACAAUGUUGCAACUCUGUGUUUCACUAAAAAUCGUCGUUGCGAAUCGUAUCGUGUAACAUCACCUUAACGUUGGUGAUGUUACACAGGACGAUUCGCAACGAAGAUUUGUAGCGCAACACUGCGUUGCAGUGUUGGAACAAUGUUGUAACCAUUUGAAACAACGUUGCAACAAUGUUGCAACGCUGUGUUGCGCUGAAAAUCGUCGUUGCGAAUUGUCUCGUGUAACAUCACCUCAAGUAGGGCCCUGAAUUUUUAAGUUCUUGGUAGCAGAAAUGUAUUUUCUGCGAUACAUUAAUUUUUUUCUAUUCUUCCCUUUAGGAAGAAGACAUUUGUCGCAUUUGCCAUGGAAAUAGGGACGUGGAAGAACUUGUUAGGGUGUGUCGCUGCAAAGGCACCACAAAGUACGCCCACAAAAGCUGCGUGCUUCGAUGGUUCAAAAUGACGUACAGGUUCCACUGUGAGCUGUGCCAAUACAAAAUGAAAAUCAAAAAAGAGGGAUGUAAGCCUUUGAAAGAGGUAUGGCAAUUUGAAACACACCAAGUCAAAUUACUGUCAAGUCGUUUAGGUAAAUCACUACCAUCGUGAGAACUCAUUUAGUCCCAAUAGUGACCAAGAUCAAAUUUCUCCAAACGAUCCAUACACUGUCAAGAGAUAAGUUAUAAGCAUUAAUAAAAUGAUCACACAAGAGAAAAUGCCUUGAUCUAUUAUCAAAUUCUCUCUACUUAUUCUUUAAGGAAAUGUAUGGAGAUCAGUUUGGAGAAUUUGUAUGUGGAUACUGGGGCUUAAAGGGUUAAUUUGUUUUUCACUCUCAGAGCUUCGAAUUCCACUCUCAUUUAAUGAAUAUGUCAGAAUACUUUAAGCUUCCAGACUUCAACCCUGAUUUAUUAGAUAUAGCUAUGGUAAAAAGCUAUGUAAGUUGAAUGAAAUAGGAAUGUCUCUCAUAUUGGCAAAACACCCUUACUGACGAGCCCCAAAGAGGGCGAAACAGCUGUCUAUGGCUACAAUCCCGCUCUGGUUUAAGUUAUUUCGGUGUCGUGUUGAUGUUUCGCAGAGUUAAUUUUCACGUAUUGCAGGAUUCUGCUUGCAGAAUUUAAUAUGUCUAAUUCUCAAAAACUUGAAUUUAAUAGAUCUUUUAAAACCGAUCAUACCCCCUCUAGUUACUUAGACUUAACAAGAGGAACAGCUGGGAGAAGGGCUUUAGUAAAACUACGAACGAGCAAUCACAAACUAAUGAUAGAAAUAGGCAGAUACAAUCAAACUAGGAAGGAUAAUAGGCAUUGCCUUUUUUGUGGAUGCAAUGUAAUGGAAGACGAAGUUCACUUUCUUUUUCAAUGUCCUACAUACUGUAUGAUUACGAAUGAAUUUUACUAUGUAAGUCAAGACUCUGAUUCCAAAUAUUACCCAGUUACCUAUGAACGGUUUGGGAUGAUCAAUGAACUGAUCUGAACUCUUCUAAUUACUUUAUCAAUAUACAGUUCACAAAAUACAUUUCAGUUUGUUUUGAUGUUCGUGACAAAAUAUUAUCAAAGUAACGUAAUUGCCCUGAGUUGUAAUUUUUGAUUCCUAAACAGCUAAACUGAAUAGCUUUUGCAAUACUGUAUGUGCUUGUAUGGUCAUGCAAAUAAAGCUAGUUGUUGUUGUUUUCAGAUUAGUUUCAAAUUGUAAAAAGUUGAUUUAGGUGCUAGAGCAAUGUAAUGUUUUAAACUUCAUAGGUCCUAUUCAUUUUCAUUUAAUUUUGCAAAUAUUGGCGAAAUUUUCUCAGGUUGAAUCCGAAAGGACCGUAUUCAAGUGUUGAAAAAGAAAAAGACAACUUUUGUGUUGUGUUCACCUCAUAUGAAGCGAGCGUGUGAAAUUAGGAACUUUCAUGUCACAGGGCUGCAACGACGGCAAAGAAAUGAACAAAAUAGCGUGAUGCACGUCAAAUUUGUUGUUUUGUCAAUAAAAACCGAUUACUUUUCUGCCGUUCUCCUUCCGUCGCCGUUGUCACUGGUUUUGUUGUCAUCAAGAAAUAGUGCUACCAAAAAAGUCCAUGGUGACGUGACGUCACUCUUCUCCUUUCUAUUGUGUUACCCGCUAAGCGUCCAAUGUGUUCUUCAGUGGAGCUAUCUAUGUGAUCUUGCGUCCUUGAGGAGUUUUCAAUCGCCUCUAGGGCUCCAGCACUACAGUCGAGGACGAAGACGACGAUCGACUGCCAUGACGAAAUUUAACUUCAAGUUUUUUGUACUUUUUUUUCACCAAAGAAGCGUUAAGGUGAUGUUACACGGAACGAUUCGCAACGACGAUUUUUAGCGCAACACAGCGUUGCAACGCUGGAGCAAUGUUGUAACCAUCCGAAACAAUGUCGCAACAAUGCUGCAACGCUGUGUUGCGCUAAAAAUCGUUGUUGCGAAUCGUCUCAUGUAAUAUCACCUUUAGCAGUACGAACCUAAUCAAACAUGUCUAAUGGUUGUAUGUUUUUUCAGUGGCGCUAUCCAUGUGAUCUGGGAUCCUUCCUGAGUUUUCUGGCAGUGUUUACAGUUCAUAUCCUGCAUGGAAUCGUUUUAGUGCUGAUUAUUACGAUUGCAGUGAUGAAGAAAUGUUUCACGGUGACCUGCAUAACUCUCAUUCUGCUUUGUUUUGCAAGUAAGUUUGGCAUGAUAUAAAUAAGACUAUAAGAAAAAAAAGAAGCCAUCCUAUCAGUCCUAUCUGGGGCGCUUUCUGCAGAUAGAAACCGUUUUCGUUAAAUGAAAAAUGAGAUACUGACAGACUUUGAAAAUGGAUUUUUAUUUUCCAUUUCGUUUUAGUUUUCUAUCCUCACGUAAACUUAGCUUUCGCUCACCAAAAUCGUCAUCCUCCCUCAGAAAAUUUUGAAAUCUAGAGGCUCAGAAAUAGUAUUUUUAACAUGAGAUAUUUCUCUAAAAAAACUCAACUUGGAUAAGGUGUAAAAUAAUUUUUAAUGAUGAACUAGUGAGCAGCACACUUACACUUCUAGUGAACAUUUUCACUUGGAAGAAGGAGAAACCAUGCUCGCCGGGGGCAACGAAAAUUUUCGCGCCCCGGGCGAGCAUGGUUUCUCCUUCUUCCAAGUGAAAAUCUUCACUGGAAGUGUAUGUGUGCUGCUCACUAGUCCAUCAUUAAAAAUUAAAAUAUUAAAAAAAAAAGUACCUCGGGGCUCGAGAAGCUCAUUUAAUACGCAUCGUGUUCUCCCAACAUCCUAAGUGGGUUAUCGUGCAGGUAAACCCAUAGAUAGUGUGGUCUAUUGCUUUUAUAAAAUAACUUUAAGCUUUCUAUGAGUCUACCGGCGCAAUAAAGCAUAGGUUUUUAAAUAAUCAGAACGCGCGCACUAUCUUAGUUAUUUUAUAAUUGAUCGCAGGCUAUAACUGCUCACGCAAUUCAAUAUUUUUUCCUGACCUUUAGUCAUGUUAAUGAUCUUCUUCUUCUGUGAUGGCUGUGGAUACCUGAAAUACUGCAAGCGACAGUGGACAGUAAGAAACAACCGUUGGGAUAUAUCCACUUACGAAGAGGAAUCGUCACACCAGUGAAAGCACAGAUUACCAGGGAGCUUUAGCAAACACUCAACGACGACCAUAACGACAACGUCGUAAAACAAUUGGUAGUCAUGAACAAAACAACAGCCCUCCAAGUGCAUCACGAUUUUUAGUACAUUUCUUUGACGUCCACUUAACCAACUUUUCACUGCACGACUACGACGUGAAACUUUUUAAUGCGACAUUUUAUGAAGGACGUGAAAAUACGAAGAAGACUUUCCUUUCUCUUUUUGAACCUGCAUGAGCGAGUUCAAAUAGACGCGACUAAAACAAGAAGGUCUCCACCCAACCUUUUUCGUUUAGUUGUAAAUCUAGCCAAUUUUUUUGAAAACCAGGCUAACGAAAUUUGCAGUCAUUUGAGUGAUAAGGCGUCAAGAGGCAUGUUUCGUGUUAAGCCCGAUGAACUUCAAAAUCACAGUAACGAAGGAAAUUAA
Molecule: messenger RNA, 6524 nt
Organism: Porites lobata
Lineage: Eukaryota; Metazoa; Cnidaria; Anthozoa; Scleractinia; Poritidae
Source: the annotation of a GenBank genome assembly